Chilo suppressalis (striped riceborer) is the source of this 1260-nucleotide messenger RNA. The record is from the annotation of a GenBank genome assembly. Lineage: Eukaryota; Metazoa; Arthropoda; Insecta; Lepidoptera; Crambidae.
GAAUACUACGCUUCGGAAGAGCGGAAACGCGAGCCGAAACAAUAACUUUUGUGAAUUAAAAAAGAAAGGUUUAUUGCGUUGAAUGUUAUAAUUGUGAUCAUAAUGUCUACUCUACUCGAAGUUUGCGGUCCCCUCUCGCCGCCGUCGACUCCUCCUUUGAUGGAAAACAAAGUCGAGUUGCCCUUUAAGAAGGCUGCCGUGAAGCGCACCCGGGAGUCUCCGCCCCUGGGGGUGGUGACUCCACAACCCUCAGACUCAGAAGGCGAGGAGGAAUGCAGUAAGCGCACACGCUGCGAGCUGGCUCGCCUGCUGCUCGCAACACCGCCACCGGAGCCCUGCCGCCCCUCCGUCAUCAUGCGUGCGCACAAGGACGGCACCUGCAGCCCUGAGCCGCUGCCACCACCGCCACCCAGCGGCAUGAACAUCCUGAAAACACUGAAAUUCAAAAUGAACCGCGGACACUCGUACUCCCAAGUCAAAUACAUCGCGAGUCAAGCGCAGAAUGCGGCAGUGCCCGCGGCCGCGCCCGUGCCCCUAGUGAGUCCUCCGAUCAUCAAGGUGGAAGAAGCGAGAGUCCCUUCACCUCACCCCGAGUGCCAACCGAAACCUCAGCCGGAACAGCGCGUUCCUCCCACCGCCCAGUCGCCGCAAGCCUCCCCCGCUGCGUCAACGCCGGGAUGGGUGCCCCUGGCUCCUAGACCUGCGCCGGCAGUUCUAAUGCCGGGCGCGCUGUUACCUACUACAGCUCUGUGGUUAGUGGCACCGGCACCAGCGGCGAGACGUCGCCUCUACGAGUGUUCGUACCCGGGCUGUGGGAAAAACUACUUUAAAUCGUCUCAUUUGAAAGCACACGCCCGCACGCACACCGGAGAGCGGCCAUUCAGAUGCGCGUGGCCGGGCUGCGAGCGACGGUUCUCCCGCUCGGACGAACUGUCCCGCCACAAGCGCACGCACACCGGGGAAAAGAAGUUCGGGUGCCGUGUGUGCAGCCGCCGGUUCAUGCGCUCCGACCACCUCGCCAAACACGUCAAGAGACACGCCAAGGAGCGCGCGCCACCCGCGCCUGUACUGCGACUUCUACCUUCGCCCAUAGUACCUUUACCGGCGACGCACUGAACCCCCAUUGAUUUAAGACUGUGAUCCAGAUCUCUAGUAGCUCUACUCAUCUUUAAGACUGUCUUACUACUUAAGUAGUGAUUAGCGUUAAGUGGUUAUAAUAAUGUUAUUGGAAGAAAGGAGAGAAAUUAAAGAAAAAAGUUG